AGGGAGGGAUGGCUUUUCUUCUUUCCUCCUCCUCCUCUUCCUUGGCCCUUUCUCUCUCCUGGGUGGGUGUGGUGUUUCCUUGAUUUACCCUCCCCCCGCUUUGGCUCUUCCCAAUUCUCCGCGGCAUCCACUUGUUUCUAAUCUUGGGUCUCUGUUUUCUUGGUCAAUUAUUGAGGGAGGGCUAAUCGCUAGAUUCUUGAGGAUCUUGUUGGGGGGAGUUGGUCUUGAGGGGGCCUCUGCUGCUUCUUUCUUCUCCAUCUUCAUCUUCCUUGCUUUGCCGCUGUGGUCUUGGGUUUGAUGAUUUGACCCUUUUGAAGCUUGUGGUGGAAGUGAAAGGGAAUUGAUUGCUUGUUGUUUUUUUUUUUUUUUCCUUUUGAUGCGUAUUAUGAUGGUAAUGAGUCUUUUGACCGCAGAAAGAGAGGUGAGCAGAUAAAGCGGUUGGAAAAAAAAGCAAGUGCAGAGGGUGUAGACAACGAAGAGAGUAUUUUCUUUUCCCCUUCCUUUUGGUUGUUGCUUGUGGUAGUCAAUGAGUGAGAGAGACUCGGGGGCUUCCAUUUGCUCUCUUCGCCUCUCUGCAUAUCUGAUUUGGGAGCUGGAUGCAAUGUGCCCACAGGGGUGCUUGUGGUUGCUGUGAUUCUGAAGGGGCUUUGUUGGGUUUCUUGUUCUUGGUUGGGUUUUCCUUUGAGAGGGUUUCCGAAAUGCCUAUGUUUCAGCCCUCGAAACGAGAGGGGCUUGCUGGAUAUGAAGAUGGGCAAGUUCUAGAUCUAGAUACUGCGGUCAAAGAUGGGGUUUUGGGUGGUUUGGGCAGCGGCGGAGUCCCCGGGGGCGGAGUCGGGGAGAAACUGGAUCUGAAGAAAAUGAUCGAGGAGCUCGAUUUGUCUGAAGUCCCUUCUGUGUUCAUUUGCCCGAUUUCGCUUGAGCCGAUGCAAGACCCUGUGACCCUGUGCACUGGCCAAACCUAUGAGAGGUCCAAUAUCCUCAAAUGGUUCAGCUUGGGGCACCUCACUUGCCCCACCACAAUGCAAGAGCUGUGGGACGAUUCUGUCACUCCGAAUAAGACCCUUUACCAUCUGAUACACACCUGGUUUUCCCAUAAGUACUUGCUCAUGAAAAAGAGAUCCGAGGAUGUGCAGGGUCGUGCGUCGGAGCUAGUCGAGACCUUGAAGAAGGUGAAGGGUCAAGUCAGGGUCCAGGCCCUGAAGGAGCUCAGACAAGUGGUGGCAUCUCAUGCCACGGCCAGGAAAGCCGUCGUGGACGGAGGUGGGGUGGCAGUGGUCUCCGGCCUUUUGGGUCGGUUCACUUCCCACGCGGUGGGGUCCGAAGCAAUUGCGAUUCUUGUCAACUUGUCUCUUGAUUCGGAAUCGAGAACGAAUCUGAUGCAGCCUGCGAAGAUCUCAUUAGUGGUGGACAUGCUAAAUGAGGGGUCGAUGGAGACGAAGAUCAACUGUACCCGAUUGAUCGAAACGCUUAUGGAGGAGAAGGAUUUUCGAUCAGAAAUUGUCUCGAGCCAUAGUUUGUUGGUGGGCUUGAUGAGACUGGUGAAGGAUAAGAGACAUUCCAAUGGAACUUUACCUGGGCUUAGACUCCUCAGGACCAUAUGCUUGCACAAGCAAGUGCGGAGCUUGUUUGUGAGUGUUGGGGCUGUGCCCCAAUUGGUCGAUUUGCUGCCCAAUUUGGAUUCCGAUUGCUUGGAAUUAGCUCUGUUCAUAUUGGAAACACUGUCCUCAUUGCCUGAAGGACAAUUGGCUCUGAAGGAUUGCCGAAGCACGAUCCCAAGUAUGGUCAGGUUGCUAAUGAGAGUCUCCGAGACGUGUACGCAGUAUGCAUUGGCGAUCUUGUGGGCUGUAUGCAGCCUUGCUCCCCAAGAAUGCUCGUCCGUUGCUGUUGAUGCGGGCCUUGCUGCAAAGCUCCUCCUCGUAAUCCAGAGCGGGUGCGAUCCUGUCUUAAAGCAACGGUCAUCGGAACUGUUGAAGCUCUGUAGUCUGAAUUAUUCGGACACAAUCUUCAUUUCCAAGUGUAAGCUCACGAGAACAAUUCAGUAACCGGAAGAUUGGGAGAAAAUUGUUUCCUGAUGCGGUCGACACGAUGAGAUUUUCAGGGGCGAGAGGUGUAAAGGGUUGGACACGUUCCAUCGAGCGACUUUCGAGGUAAUUGAGGUUUAUUCGGACGGGGAACGAAAUGUGAACAUCGCCUGUAAAUAUCCGGGUAUCAUCUAUACCCACAGUUUGAUUCGAUGGAUGUUGAAGGUUCAUAAAAAUUCGAAGAUCGCGCACCAUUGUUUCUUAAUAAACCCCAGUUGUGAAGAGUAGCGGAUCCGUGCUCUGGGAUGUAACUAAUAUCAGGGGGGGAUCAUCUGUGAGAAAAUAUGCUGCUUUAUUUUUGGAAGGAAGAAAUUGCUUGUUCUGAAGGAUUAGAUAGUGCUUUCGUUGGUUGGCUGAUUGGGAGAGCUUGGAUUUGCGAAUGUAAAACAUUGUCAAGUGGCUGCCCCUCGCAUCUUCAGCUUCCCUCCUAUCUUGUAUCUUUUUUUUGUCCUAAGAUGUUCAUGAUGUCUCCAUUUUUCUUUGGGAGGUUUUUUUGGCUUUCGACCUUUCACAAGUGUAGAGAGACAGGAGUUUGCCAAUGGCUUCCUCCAGCUCCCCAAUAUCCCUAUUCAAUGUGUAUAAUGAAAUUGACCAUUCAAAUUCCCGCAUC
Syzygium oleosum is the source of this 2691-nucleotide messenger RNA. RefSeq names its product U-box domain-containing protein 30. Bases 597 to 2042 code for a protein of 481 amino acids. The record is from RefSeq and is a predicted model, not a curated record. The transcript has a single exon. Gene Ontology annotation, biological process: protein ubiquitination. Lineage: Eukaryota; Viridiplantae; Streptophyta; Magnoliopsida; Myrtales; Myrtaceae. Gene Ontology annotation, molecular function: ubiquitin protein ligase activity.